AUGGGGAAGGAAGCUUAUGUUCACUAUGAGACCCUUCCUUUCCCUUGGUCUCCUUUUUUCUACGAAUACAACGUAAUGGAAAGAGAAAAUGACGCACAGGUGAUCGUGAAGCCGACACAUAUGCCAUUUCCAAAACCCAAAUCACACCACAACCCAAAACGGCAAUGACAUAAUGACAA
Messenger RNA from Capsella rubella, 179 nucleotides. RefSeq lists its product as uncharacterized. The record is from RefSeq and is a predicted model, not a curated record. Lineage: Eukaryota; Viridiplantae; Streptophyta; Magnoliopsida; Brassicales; Brassicaceae. The coding region runs from base 1 to 168 and encodes 55 amino acids. The transcript has 2 exons.